Messenger RNA from Tympanuchus pallidicinctus (lesser prairie-chicken), 1620 nucleotides. Its product is annotated as zinc finger protein 835-like. The transcript is spliced from 2 exons. The record is from RefSeq and is a predicted model, not a curated record. Gene Ontology annotation, biological process: regulation of transcription by RNA polymerase II. Gene Ontology annotation, molecular function: DNA-binding transcription activator activity, RNA polymerase II-specific; RNA polymerase II cis-regulatory region sequence-specific DNA binding. Lineage: Eukaryota; Metazoa; Chordata; Aves; Galliformes; Phasianidae. Bases 1 to 1620 code for a protein of 539 amino acids. Gene Ontology annotation, cellular component: nucleus.
AUGGUUAGGCACAGCUACAUGCACACAGGGCCAAAACCAUAUUCCUGUGAGUUCUGCCAGUCAGCAUUUACAAGCAUCCGUGGGUUAAAGAGACACAGAAGAUUGCACGUGAGUGAGGAACCGUGCAAAGUCAGCUUUGGAAGUGGAAGAAAGAGAACUCGGAAACCUUCCAAGAAUUACACAUGUGAUGAAUGUAACGUGCUUUUUUAUACUAGAGGUCAUCUCAAUUUUCAUAAGAAAUGCCAUGAACAGCUCAAGGUGAGUGCUAAUGCUUAUAUGAAUCAGAGCAAUGAAUAUCUUAAAAGCGAAGGAUGCAAAAUUGAAAGUGAUUCCAAGGGCUGUGUUCCUGGACCUCUUUCUAAUGAAGAUGAUAGUCUCACUGGGGGAGUGUGUAAAACUCUAGCUUCAAAAAUAGACUUUGUGCAGGCAGGUGAUGUGCAGGACAAUAAGAAAAUGUGCCCUGGAAGGGCGUUUACCAAAAACAGCCACUUCAAGAACAUUUCACCUAUUUUUGGGAGUAGAUCAGAAGUUCAGGAUUCGUACAAAGUGAACACUGUAGUUUACAAAGAAGACCCUCUCUUCAGCCCUGAAACCUCUCAUUCGCAAAGUGAAGACAGUAAAAACAAUGCUGCAUAUUCUAAGUCCAGGGAUAUGUGGCCUUCCAGUUUGUCUGUGUUCAAACUGUACAAGUGUAGACACUGUGAUUAUGCUACUGCUCUUCAUAGCAGCUUUAAGCAGCACCUUAAAAUACAUGCUGAUAAAGGACAGUUUGUGUGUCAUGAAUGCAACAAGACUUUUAAAACUUCAAACCGUUUGCAGAGACACAGGCUGCUUCAUGUCAAUGAUCAAUAUGAAUUCGGCCAUUACUUCUAUGCAGACAGCCAUCUGGAGAAUCUUGGAUUGCAUCAUGAAAUGCAGGUAGGCACGUGUCCAGAAAGUGAUUUUGGCUCCUCACAGAGUUUCGGUGGAGUCUGUUCGAUGCUUGGUUCAGGAAUGUAUGGAGAACAGACAGAUACCAAGGCAGACAAAGAUGAUUUGCUAGCGCAGAGUGAGCCACGAUUCUAUCAGUGUGCAGAGUGUGAGUACUCUACUUACAUCUUAAGCAACCUCAAACUACACAUAAGGACUCACACAGGUGAGAAACCUUACAGCUGCAGCGUUUGCCAGAAGGAAUUUCGUACCUCCAGUCACUUGAAACGGCACCAAGUCCUGCAUUGCAAUACGGAGCAUCUCAAGUGCAGGAAGUGUGACUAUUCAACAAACAAAUGGCUGUCCUUAAAACAGCAUCUGGCUUCGCACGCUGCGAAUGAAAGCUCAUUUCCUGGCUCUCUCAGUGAACAGAAGCCACUACCUGUCAAAACGUACACGUGUGAAGAGUGUGGCUAUAUCACAGUUCACAAUGGAAACUUCAAGCAGCACCUGAGAAUUCACACGGGGGAGAAGCCAUUCAAGUGUGGGCAGUGCGGUGUUGCUUUCCGCACGUCCAGCCACCUGAAGCGCCACUUGCUGGUUCAUGUGAAGUUUCACUGCAGAAAGAAGCUAGGGCGCUACGGCGGCACGUUCGACUCAAGGAGCCAGCAGUCAGCACUGAAGACGCACAUAAAUAGGAUAAAUAGCUGA